AUAAACACCAACGAAGAAGAAAAGGAAGAAUAAGAAUCUGAACAGCGAAGAAGAAAGUUGCGCGGGUUGUUUGACUGUAAUGCUAACUGCUACAUAACAUUUAGCAGGAGCUCUGUUAUCACGUGAUGUUGUGACCCUCGCCACAGGCAGCUCGGUUCAUCAUGGAGUCCACAGAGAGCAGAUUUCCUCACCUGCUGCAGCCCAUCAGAGAGCUCACUAAGAACUGGGAGAUCGACGUGGCGUCAGAGUUAAACGACUAUUUAGAAGAAUUGGACGACAUGUGCAUCACGUACGAUGGAGGGAAAAUCCAACUGAACUUUGCAGAGGCCGCGCUGCUGAUCCAAGGCUCCGCCUGCAUCUACAGCAAGAAGGUGGAGCUGCUGCACAGCCUGGUUUACCAAACUCUGGAGUACAUCAACGACAAAAAAAAGCGUAACAAGCGGACGGCGGCGUCUCAGGAGGACGAUGCAAACGGAGAAUCGAGCCACGACGCUGGCGACGUGGAGGCGUUCAGUCCACUGGACGCUCAGGUCCCCGACAACACAACGAACGCCGACUCCAGCACGAUGGUGAGUGUUGCUCCUCUUCCUCCUGAGACUCUGAUUCCUCCUGAAGCCACAGAGAAGCACAAACUGCCGCUAAUCAGUGUGGACGGAGACGUCCUGUGCAGUCAGAAGGACUUCCAGAUCGUCCAGUUUGUUCCGGGUCUGGAGGAUCUGAUCCUUCUGGGAUCAGCUGCUUUUUCUGUGCGGCUGCAGCUCGACGCUCGACGUCCUGCACGUUUCUGUCUUCUGUCGUCUUUAACACUCACAGUUUCAGAUGAUGCGGCGCCCGUUGAAGUGGCGGAUGUUGGAGAUCACGCCGGCGAUGCUGCUGCAGAGAACUUCCUUCCUCUGGAGGACAACAACAUGGAGCUGGACCACGAGGAGCCGGAGGAGCAUGUGUAUCGACACCAGGCUCCGUGUGACGGCGGGAGGAUCCUGAGGCGCCCGCUCGAAGCCGACACGAGGACGAAGCCGCCGCCGCCUGCCGUGAACGCGUGGACACUGCACGACCCGUACGCCGUCCUCGGGGAGGACAGACCCUUCAAACCCGGAAAGUGCUACAAGGUUCCUGACGGUCUGGACGACGCAGGGAAGAGGAAAAGAAAACGCGUUUGUUCUCUUCAGGACUUCAGGAGCUGGUUCAGUGGAACAUUCGAUCCUCCUGACCACAAGUUAAAAAAUGGACCCACGUUUGCAGACCUGAACUACAUUUACCUGAGCACGAUGAAGGACAGACUGAAGAGCAGGAGGAGAGUCUUCAGGAGCGCGGGCGUGGUGGUCUCUGAUGAAGAACUGAUGAGGACCUUCCUGCAGCCGGAGGAGGCGGGGCCACAGCAGCAAGGGGAGGAGCCUGUGGACGGAGUCAUACCGCCGGACCUGCUGGGUGGAGACGACGAUAACUCGGACAACGAAUACGAAGCGUUUCCUGACGACGUCGCAGCUGAUUUUGUUGGAGGAGCCGACUUCAUAUCACCGGACGCUCGGAGAGACGAGCUGAGUUAUGAAGAUCUGGUGAAGCUGCGUGUGGAGCAGCUGGUGGUGAACUGUCGAGGUUACACUCAGGAGACGGCUUUGUCUCGAAGAGUUAAAGAUUGGGAGGACAAGAUCCGACCGGUGCUGGUGCAGCAGGAGGACCGUUCGGUGUUUGACAUCCACGAUUACGGCGACAGGAUCGUGGGCGCACUGCACGGCGUCGGGCAGCGCAGAGCAUUCUCCUCCAUCGUCACCGGUUUGGACAACUUUGAAGCCUGCAAGUACCUGCUGGCCACCCUGCAGCUGGCGAACGACUACACGGUGGAGGUGCACAGCGCUGUGGGUCUGGAGGAGAGCGUGGACUCGGUGGCGCUGACGCUGCUCAGCACGCACAGAGCGACCGACAGGUUCAAAGCCAUGACGGCGUCCACGUUGAACCACUGACACUCCCAAUAUAUUCCUCACAACCGUUUCCUCUUUUCAUCCGUCUGUACUUUAACCUGAACGCUUCGGAUUCAGAGAAUACUGAAUCCUCUCUCUCUCUCGCUCUCUGCCUCGCUCUCUGCCUCUCUCUCUCUGCCUCGCUCACUCUCUCUCUCUCUGCCUCGCUCACUCUCUCGCUCACUCUCUCUCUCUCUGCCUCGCUCACUCUCU
Messenger RNA from Cottoperca gobio, 2171 nucleotides. It is a transcript of the gene ncaph2, whose product is annotated as non-SMC condensin II complex, subunit H2. The transcript has 20 exons. Bases 162 to 1961 code for a protein of 599 amino acids. Gene Ontology annotation, biological process: mitotic sister chromatid separation; meiotic chromosome condensation. The record is from RefSeq and is a predicted model, not a curated record. NCBI's taxonomy places the organism in Eukaryota, Metazoa, Chordata, Actinopteri, Perciformes, Bovichtidae. Gene Ontology annotation, cellular component: nucleus; condensin complex. Gene Ontology annotation, molecular function: chromatin binding.